Molecule: messenger RNA, 1326 nt
Organism: Caenorhabditis sp. 36 PRJEB53466
Lineage: Eukaryota; Metazoa; Nematoda; Chromadorea; Rhabditida; Rhabditidae
Source: the annotation of a GenBank genome assembly
AUGUACAAAUUCGGCCCUCUUCUUCUUCUUCUUCUUCUUCUCGCCGCUCUUCUCGGAGUCGUCGUUUCGCAGUGGGAUCAAGGAGGCUUCGGAGGAGGUCCAAGAGGUCCGGGACCGUGGAACGGACCAGGUGGACAGGCAGGAAAUUGGGGUGGUAACGGCGGAAAUUGGGGUGGAAACGGCGGCGGCGGGCGAGGUGGAUUCGGCGGCAAUGGCGGACAAUUCGACAGCAUCGGAGGAGGAUUCAAUGGCAGAGGUAAUCAAUAAUAGUUGGCUAACUGAUUCUGAGUCCACGUUUUGUUUUCAGGGGGAUUUGAAGGCGGAAACGGAGGCGCUCGCGGCGGUUUCGAUUCAAAUAGCGGCGGCGGUCGAGGAGGAUUCGACAAUGGAAACGGAGGCGGUCGUGGAGGUUCCGAGGGAGGAAACGGAGGCGGUCGAGGAGGAAACAACAAUAGCGGAGGAGGAGAAGGAGGUCGCGGUGGAAACCAAGGUAUUUAUAGAGAGAGAGAGAGAGAGCAGAAUUGCCGAAAUUUCUUUUAAAAACUCUCAAUUUUCUGGCAACGCAGUGGUCCGAUCGUCACCAAACUUGAACAGAUUAUCAAAAACCAUGUCAAAAUGAGCACUAUCCGGUUUUGGGUUGAUCGGACCAAUUUAAUGGUUACAGGCCCUUUAGGAAAAAAAUUUUUUUUUCAAUUUUUUCAUGAAAAAUGAAAAGUUAAAUUUACAAUUAUUUUUCUAUGAGCAGAGUUCACUUUUCUAUACAUUUCGUCAGUUGAUCACAUUCCAUGAAAAAAUUUUCUAAAAAAGAUAAAAAUUCUUCCGUGUUCUUCCGUUGAGUUCCUCCGCUCAACUCUGAUCCCUAGUCAGGAAACAUUCACGCCAGAACGUGGCCUCCCUUCGCGCCCUCUCGUAGUGUUGCUAGUGUAGCGCAGUGGUUACACUUUUGGAAAUCUAAACUGUAAAUGUUUGAACCCAAGUAGAAUGAAAUCAUUUUUGCGGUGUCUAUCUCACAUCUGGAUCAUUUUUCAAACAUUUUACAUUUCAGGCGGUAACGGAGGUAACGGAAAUAACGGAGGCGGAAGAGGCGGAAACCAGGGUGAGUAGAAGGACCGAAAACUUUUUCGUACCCACAUAAUUUUCAGGCGGCGGCGGCAACAACAAUGGAGGUGGAGGCAGAGGAGGAAAUCAAGGUGAAAAAAUAGUGCGCACCUGGCAAAUGUGAAAAUCGUGAUGUUUUCAGGUGGAAACAAUGGCGGUGGACGUGGCGGAAACGGAAAUCAGGGAGGACGCAUCGCCGAGAACAUUCUCGGGUCCAUCUUCGGAUAA